AUGGCAUCAAAUAGCACCGACGACAUGUUCACGAAGAAAAGAAAGGCUGAGGAACGAAAACUCAUUGAGGAGAUCCGUUACAAACGUUCAUGUAUCAGACUGCCCUCAAUGUUUCCAGCUGAAGAAGAAAUUCAGACGAAAAUCCGUAGACGCAACGUUCUACAAGUGUCGCUUAGAGCAGGUUCACCAAGCGAAGAAAGGAGAAAAUCCAAAGACUGGCAAGAGGACCCUACUUCGGGAAAUCAAGAUCCUGUAAGACAAAGGAAUGUCGGAGAGGAGGAAGUCGAAGAAGACCUCUUGGAUCUAUAUGACGAAUACGAACGAAGAGAGCAGAAGGAUGCAAGCGAAAGGGCUUCAACCUAUACCAACGAGAGCAUUUGA
This is a messenger RNA of Necator americanus (New World hookworm), 381 nucleotides long. RefSeq lists its product as uncharacterized. The transcript has 2 exons. Lineage: Eukaryota; Metazoa; Nematoda; Chromadorea; Rhabditida; Ancylostomatidae. The coding region runs from base 1 to 381 and encodes 126 amino acids. The record is from RefSeq and is a predicted model, not a curated record.